Molecule: messenger RNA, 4413 nt
Organism: Solanum tuberosum (potato)
Lineage: Eukaryota; Viridiplantae; Streptophyta; Magnoliopsida; Solanales; Solanaceae
Exons: 23
Coding region: 313-4077 (1254 amino acids)
Source: RefSeq, a predicted model, not a curated record
AAAAAAAAACAGAGCAGUAAAGGUUGUUCACAUUACAACGUUCGACUCCUCUUUUUGUUGUCGUUCUACCCCACCCCCCUCCAACCCCCCUACCCCGUUUCCGUUUUUCUUCACCAUUUGUACGUGCUCAGUACUUUUCGGCUAACAAUUUCCUCUUCUUCUGCCAUUUCUGUUUUUCUUCACGCAAAACCCACAAAGAAAUAAUAAUAAAAAAAGGUUCUUUUUUUAAUUUGAACCAACCCAGUGAUGAAGUAACACUGUUCGUGCUUCAUUAGAAACGACAUCGUUUUGUUCACUGGUACAGUGAAGCAGAUGUUCACUGAGGGUCUUGAUAAUAACGCCCUAAAGUGGGUUAGAGAGGGUUCUGGGCAGCAGACUAAGGAGGUUCCUUUCUCAAUUUCAAGCCAAGGAUCAAGGAUUGAUCCAAUUGGGAGUAUGAGAAAUGGGGGUCGCAAUGUUGGGCUUCCACCGCCUUCGAAAUUCCGGAGUGGUCAUCUGUCGGGGGUUAUUCCUGUAUCUAGAGUUAUACCUGCGGAUUUAGAUGAUAGUGCGUCGGUUUCUGAUAAUGACAUGAUCACUGACUCGGAAGAGGAGGUUUAUGGGGGGAGAUACUCAUUGGAUUCAUCACCACAUGAUGACAGAGUUCCUAGCACUACUGCAGCCACUCAGAGAUACUACAAUCUCCCACCUAGGCGCGGUGCUACACAGUAUGCAAGUGACAGUAUGUACUCUGAUGAUGUUAGUUCGUCGAUGGAGACGUUGGGGAGAGGUCGUGGACACGUGGUCGAUAGAUUGAUGAGAGGAGCUAAUAGAUACCCAAUUGGAAGUAGUGUGUAUACUGAGGAGGAAUCUUCUGAUUCUGCUGCAAGCUCUGAGUUCUCUUCCACCCAAGUUGGGACAAAGAAUGGAACUGUUCCACGAUCAACAAAUUAUGCAUCUGAAGGGUAUGCUUCCAGCAUUCCAUCUAAAUUGAAUACAGGAAACAAGACUCAGAAGGAUAUGACCUCUGGGAAUUUACAGAAGAAGGUCACUGAUGACGAUGUCCCCAGUGCACCUCCAUUUUGCAGUUCUGCUGCUGAAAUCAAAGAAGUUGAUGAAUGGAUCCCUGCCUCUAGAACAGCUAAUGUGCAAUCAUCUAUGGCAGAAGAUUGUGGUCUCUCAGCAAAGGCAGAUAGUAACAUUUCUUCUGGCAUAAACCCCCAGGUCAAAGUUCCAAAUCAUUCCGACUCACCUGUGAGGACGACUGCUGCUGCUGCAGAAAGUGGAGGGCCAUUGGGUUCUUAUCCCGCUCGCCUUCCAACUUUUCAUGCCAGUGCAUUGGGCCCAUGGCAUCGCGUGCUCGCCUAUGAUGCAUGUGUUCGGCUCUGCUUGCAUUCUUGGGCUAGGGGUUGCAUAGAAGCUCCGAUGUUUUUGGAAAGUGAAUGUGCUCUCUUAAGGAAUUCAUUUAGGUUACAGCAAGUUCUGUUACAAUCAGAGGAGGAAUUAAUGGCAAACCGCUCUUCCGAGCUUCCUAAGGAAGCAGCUGCCCCAAAACCUAAGCAAAUGGUUGGAAAGAUGAAGAUCCAAGUUAGGAAGGUUAAGAUGGGCCUGGACCCACCCACCGGCUGCAGUUUUUCUUCCCUAAGAACACCAAAAAUAAAGAUUGAAUCUGUUAGAUAUCACCUAUCCAAUAUGCGGUCAUCAAUCUCUUCCGGAUGGCGAGCGAUGCGCAAAGUCCAUUUUGCUCCUCGUGUGCCUGCAAAUGGUUCCUUCUCGCGCCAGAGUUUGGCAUACAUGCAGGCGAGCACCCAAUAUAUAAAGCAAGUUUCUGGACUCCUGAAAAUUGGUGUGACAUCUCUCCGCAGCAGUCCAUCGUCUUAUGAUGUUGUUCAAGAGACAUACCAUUGUUUCUUACGACUAAAAAGUUCAAUGGAAGAGGAUGCUAUUAAAAUGCAACCCGGAUCAGGCGAAACCCACAUUUUUUUUCCAGAUAAUCUUGGAGAUGAUCUAAUUGUUGAGGUACUGGAUUCCAACGGAAAGCAUUAUGGUCGUGUCCUUGCUCAAGUUGCCACCAUUGCUGAAGAACCGGGUGAGAAACUUCGGUGGUGGUCCAUCUAUCGUGAACCAGAACACGAGCUUGUUGGCAAAGUACAACUCUUUAUUAAUUACUCAACAGCAUUUGAUGAAAAUAGUCAUCUUAAGUGUGGUUCAGUUGCAGAAACUGUUGCUUAUGACCUGGUACUUGAAGUUGCAAUGAAGAUUCAGCAAUUCCAACAAAGAAAUUUGACACUACAUGGUCCAUGGAAAUGGUUGCUCACUGAAUUUGCAUCAUACUAUGGAGUUUCUGAUGCAUAUACUAGAUUAAGGUACCUUUCCUAUGUCAUGGAUGUGGCAACACCAACUGCUGAUUGUCUUACAGUUGUGCAUGAUCUUUUGUUACCUGUUAUAAUGAAGGGCCGUUCUAAGAGCACCCUUAGUCAUCAAGAGAAUCGUAUUUUGGGGGAAAUUGAGGACCAGAUUGAACAGAGCUUUGCGUUGGUUUUCGAAAACUACAAGUCUUUGGAUGAAUCAACACCAUCGGGGAUAAUGGAUGUCUUCAAACCAGCUACUGGGGUUGUACCACUUGCAUUGGAGCCUGCUGUUAAACUAUUUUCUCUACUUCAUGACAUAUUAUCUCCUGAAACUCAGAACACACUGUACAGCUAUUUUCAGGCUGCUGCGAAGAAAAGAUCAAGACGACACUUGACAGAAACGGAUGAAUAUGUCAGCGGGAAUAAUGAAGGACUCUUGAUGGAUGCUGUUACCGUGUCUACUGCUUAUCAAAAAAUGAAGUCACUCUGUAUGAACAUAAGAAACGAAAUUUUUACUGACAUAGAGAUCCACAAUCAAAAUAUACUUCCAAGCUUCAUAGACUUGCCAAACCUUUCUUCAGCCAUAUAUAGUGCAGAACUUUGCUGUAGAUUGCGUGCAUUCCUGAUCGCUUGCCCCCCUGCUGGCCCUUCUCCCCAUGUGACUGAUCUUGUCAUUGCAACAGCAGAUUUUCAGAGGGAUCUGGCCUGCUGGAAUAUCAAACCUGUUAAAGGAGGAGUUGAUGCAAAAGAGUUGUUCCAUUUGUAUAUCAUCCUGUGGAUCCAGGAUAAGCGGCUCUCUUUACUGGAAUCUUGCAAGCUGGACAAGGUGAAAUGGUCGGGAGUGAAAACACAGCAUUCAACAACCCCUUUUGUUGAUGAAAUGUACGAGCGCCUGAAAGGAACUCUUAAUGACUAUGUGAUCAUCAUCUGCCGCUGGCCGGAGUACACAUUUGUAUUGGAGAAUGCCAUUGCUGAUAUUGAGAAAGCAAUUUUGGAUGCACUGGAGAAGCAAUAUGCAGAUGUCUUGUCUCCGUUAAAGGAGAAUUUGACACCCAAGAAAUUUGGCUUCAAAUAUGUGCAAAAACUUACCAAAAGAUCAGUUUGCCCAUAUAUUGUGCCAGAGGAUCUGGGCAUUCUUUUGAAUUCAAUUAAGAGGAUGCUAGACAUUCUGCGCCCAAACAUAGAGCAGCAGUUUAAGUCCUGGGGUUCGUGUAUCCCUGAAGGAGGAAACACCGCCCCUGGAGAGCGCUUGAGUGAGGUGACUGUGAUGCUUCGAGCUAAAUUCAGAAAUUAUGUGCAAGCAGUCAUUGAGAAGCUUGUGGAAAAUACGAAGCUGCAGAACAACACAAAGUUGAAGAAAAUUUUACAAGAUUCCAAGGAGAAUGUCAUAGAAUCAGACAUAAGAUUUAAGAUGCAGCCAUUGAAGGAGCAGCUGACGAGUACCAUAAAUCACCUUUACACCAUUUUUGAACCUAAUGUAUUCAUCGCAAGUUGUCGAGGCUACUGGGACAGGAUGGGACAGGACGUGCUAAGUUUCUUAGAGAGCAGGAAAGAGAACCGGUCUUGGUACAAGGGCUCACGAAUUGCAGUCUCUAUCCUAGAUGAUACCUUUGCCUCUCAGAUGCAGCAGCUUUUAGGCAAUUCGCUUCAAGAGAAAGACCUUGAGCCUCCAAGGUCCAUUCUUGAAGUGCGAUCAAUGCUUUGUAGGGAUGCAUCGAAUAACAAAGGAUCAAAUUACUUUUACUAGAUGUAAUUAUGUAUAGGUUUCCUAUUCAAUUUCAUUCUUUUGUUUCUUUUUGGUUCCGGAAACAGAAAGAGAGGAAGAAGGGUGUCGUUGCCAUAGCCUAUAACCUAUAGCCUACAGGUGGAUUCGCCUCAGAUUAGGGAGGACCACGGUGAAGAUGUUCUCUCUUGUGGUUUUUAGGCCUGCUACAGAAGAAUAGAAAAUAGUGUCUCUCAGUCAUUUUUGUUGUAGGAGCAGGUGACUCUACUGCUCCAUAUAUAAAAGACGUAUAGCUUGUAAUUCACAUUUUGUCAAGUAUCUACAUCAUCUUGAGCAUGUCUUCUGCGUAUUGUGUUCUUC